Messenger RNA from Poecilia latipinna (sailfin molly), 3067 nucleotides. RefSeq names its product cerebellin-1. Gene Ontology annotation, biological process: maintenance of synapse structure. The coding region runs from base 348 to 923 and encodes 191 amino acids. The record is from RefSeq and is a predicted model, not a curated record. NCBI's taxonomy places the organism in Eukaryota, Metazoa, Chordata, Actinopteri, Cyprinodontiformes, Poeciliidae. Gene Ontology annotation, cellular component: synaptic cleft; glutamatergic synapse. Gene Ontology annotation, molecular function: protein binding. The transcript has 3 exons.
UUUGUGUUUCGAACUCUCACAUCUUGCCUAUCAAUAAUUGAGGCGCGCGCCAGAGAGCAGACGGAGCUUCCCCUCCCGCGCGCUGCUGCUAUGAGUGCUGCUGUCCGCCCGCUCGGCGCGCGACUCUCCCUCUGUUUGUUCCGGAACAGGAGCCGCUGACAGGUGCGACAGGAGGAGGAGACCAGGUGAGCGACCAGGACUGGACCGGAGCGAACACCAGCGAAUCCAUCCGGGUCGGAGUUUAACCGUUAACCGCAGCAGAACGGAGCGGCUCGCGCAGGUUUAAACUUCUGCUAUUGUUGGGGCUUUUUUUUUUUCUUUUCUUUUUUUUUUCUUUGUGGUCCGGAAUGUUGGUGCUGUGCCUGCUGAGUGCCGCCUGGCUCGCUGCUGGCCCGGUUCGGGCUCAGAAUGAGACCGAACCCAUCGUGUUGGAGGGGAAGUGCCUGGUGGUGUGCGACUCCAACCCGACCUCGGACCCGACGGGCACGGCGCUCGGCAUCUCGGUGCGCUCCGGCAGCGCGAAGGUGGCUUUCUCCGCGGUCCGGAACACCAACCACGAACCGUCCGAGAUGAGCAACCGAACCAUGGUCAUCUACUUUGACCAGGUUUUAGUAAACGUUGGGAGGAAUUUUGACGAGGAACGAAGUAACUUCAUCGCGCCGCGGAAAGGGAUUUACAGUUUUAACUUCCACGUAGUCAAAGUCUACAACCGCCAAACCAUACAGGUGAGCCUGAUGCACAACGGCUGGCCGGUGAUCUCUGCGUUCGCCGGCGACCAGGAUGUGACACGCGAAGCUGCCAGCAACGGCGUUCUGAUCCAGAUGGAGAAGGGCGACCGGGCCUACCUCAAACUGGAAAGAGGAAACCUGAUGGGCGGAUGGAAAUUCUCCACCUUCUCCGGGUUCCUGGUGUUCCCGUUGUAGAGAGGAGGAAGGAGCUGGGGAUGGAAACAAAGGAGGAAGUCGGAAAGUUCAGAAGCGGAGAAAAAAGGACAAAUGAGCUGGAGGAAGAGAAGAAGAAGAAGAAAAGAGAGGGCGUGACAACGGACGAUGAUUUAAGAUAAAGUUUGAUUGUAGGAAUUAAGAAAACCCGGUACAUGAGAGAAAAUGGCCACCUUCUUCACUUCCUCCUUUCAUCCAUCCCUUCAUCCAUCCUUUUCCUCUCUCUGUUUUCUUUGUGGCUUGACUGCAGCUUGGACAGCCAAAACUUUUUUUACUCUCUGCUGAAAAACGCAGCUGAUCAUCUUUUCGUGGCAGAGCGUCCUGAAGUGUAAGAAUCCCCUCUUUCCUCCUCACUCCUUCACCCAGCCAUCCGUUUAUCAUCCCUUCAUCCAUCAGUCACUAAACAUCAACUCUGAAGAAUGUUUCUCAAGGGAAAAACUCACAUUUUUUAUGCAUCUCAUUUUUAUUUUUGUCAUUUAGGGGAAGAUUUGUUCCUGGUUUCAUUUACAAAAUGUGAUUUUAAACACAAACCUCUAGAUUGCAGCCUGGAGAUGCUGGUUUACUUUUUCAAUAUGAUUAUUGACUUUAAUGUUGCCGUUAAAGUGUAGUGAAUUAUCCCACAUUUUCUCUUGUAAUUUAUUUCAGUCAGUAUUUUCCUCCUUAUCACAGAUGUAACCUUUUAAAUUUUAAAUUCCUUCCAAGAUUAUUAUUGAAAUUUAAGACCUUAAUGAAUUAAAAUCUCUAAGAUUUCUUAUGAACUAGUUGAACAACGUUUCUACUGUAAGCUUUGUGAAAACACAACAAACACGCUUUAACCAAAACUAACUUACCGUAAUGAAGCAAAAAAUUAACACUUAAAUCCAAGACAAAGGUAAAUGUAAUUUAAAAUAUAGUAUGGAAAGUUUAGCCAUAUUUAAGAUAUUUUACAAAAUAAACAUUGAGUAAGUAAACGUAGAUCACGUUGUUGAAGCUUCACUCUGGAUGAGGCUAAACAUAGAUAUUCCAUGUUUCUGGAAGCCCAACAUAAAUUCGGCCAGUUUAACGGUAAAUAUAAGAAGUUUUAUAAAUAUUCUGUACCGUAUCGAUGCUCGGUGAGUGAACACGUGUUUAUACGUUUGCUGCUUUCCACUGAAAUUCAGAAGCCGAGGAAUUCGGUAAACGUAAAAAUGUACAUUUAGCUUUUCAGUAAACAUGAAAGUAUUUUAACUCCAGGUUGUAUGGAGGGCCAAACGUGACAAGUGUUUUUUUAUUAAAGAAACAAACUGUCCAAACCUUGAUGAAAAACAUAAUUAGAUGUUUUUAAAUCACCAAAAUGUUUGGAAAGUUAAAUUAAAUGUUUUAGUAAACGUAAAAGUUGUUUAACUCCAAGAUGACAAAUAAAAAUACAAUUAAAUUUAUUUAAUUCCUGUUUUGCAUGUUAGCUACGUAUGUACAUAUGUAAACAGUGUAUAGAAAUUAAAGGUUGAAUCAAAUUGAAAUUAAUUAUAUGGGUAAAAUAAUAAAGCUUUCAUUGGGAGAAGUAGCUUCAUCGUACUUGCCGAGCUCGUAAGUUUUUAGGCUCUUGUAACGAAUACAUUUUUUUUUCAACAAACACUGUAGUUACCCUGUUCUCGACUGAAUUUCUCAUUUCUGUUGAGGUCAGGUGGAGUUUUAUUUAUUUAAUUCGCCUCAUUCCUGCUGCGGUUCUUCAGAAACAAACCUCCUCAUCUUUUGGACCCUCCUCUCUUUUACUCUGCUGCUUUCCAUGAAGUUCAGAUUUCAUUUCAUCCUCCUUUGGUUUAUUUUUCCACCACAUCCUCUCGUCCCCGACAGGCCACCAUUUUGUCCCUGGACCGCCGGUGUUUGUUCGCUUCGAAGCACAGACUGUCCUUCGCUUCUCUUCAUGUCGGACUGUGACCUCUGAACCCUGCUACCAUGGAACUUUAACAGUGUAUAUAUAUAUAUAUAUAUAUAUAUAUACACAUGCAUACACACACACACAAAUAUUAAUAUAUCAAAGCCACUGUUUUUAUUCUCCUGGUAUUAUGAUGAUAAUAAUGGUACUACUAGGUAAUGAAUUUGACUGAUGACUAUAUUAUCUGUAUUUCCGUACUUGAGUGUUAUAUAAAAGAGAAACAGAAACCUAA